GUUUGUUUUGCUUGGUUAUCUUUUGUUUGUUUUGCUUGUUUGACAUGUGACGCGAUGGUCCCUCACCCUUAGUUUCAGAAUGGCUGGCGUACUGACGGUAGUAGCAGAAGAGAUGGGGAGAGCCUUUGAAAUGGUGUGGAGUGGGGUAGCAGUGGCCAUUCGCCUGAACAACAAGCUAAUGACCACAGUGUUCAGGGCUGCAACUCGAAUUGUACAACUACUCUUGCUACUUGUGAACAAAGCUGCAGAUCUGCUGUCUCUCCUGAUGACAGACUUACUCUUCUUCCUGAGUGACAUAGGGAAUGCAGUCCUCACUAUGGGUGUAGCAGUACACACAGGGGCCUUGACAGUGGUUAACUUUGUCUAUGGUACCUUUAUGUGCAUUGUAUCUGCAGUGAUGUACUCCUGUCAUCUUGUCCACACACUUUACUGUUCUAUUCUGUCAUGGAUAGUGCUUGCCUUUGGACAACUGGGCAAUGCUCUUAACAUUGUUAAGCACUUUUUUGUCCUGUUUGGCUCAUCAGUCAUAUUCCUCAUCAGCCUCAUACCAAAUUUGAUAUAUUUAACAUUCACAGGGCUGAUUCACCUGUGUUCUUGUGCUUAUCUUGCAUGUAGCCAGAAAGUGUAUAAUGCUUGGCUAACAGCAUGCUAUAUAGGGGAUACAUGCAUCUCUAGCAUAGUGAAUUUUCUAUGUGACAUUCCUGUAGAAGCAGUUAUUGGUGCAGCAGUAGGGUCUGCAGUCUUAGUUGGACUCAAAUAUGUCCUAGUUUAUAUGAUGGAUAAUUUGAUUCUGAUCCCUGACAUGCCUCUGCCUUCCCUUCUAAUCAUAAUGAGGCAGCGAUUCCUCAGAUGGUACACAGCAAUAGUACAAAGAGCUCACCUAGUACCACCAAUGGAGGAUGACACAGAGGAGGAAGAACUAGAUGACACCAGUGAUGAAAAUGGCAAUGAUAAUAAUGAUAAUGUACCUGACCUGAAUCUACCUCAGAAUCAGAUGUUCAUAAAUCAGAUGCAGAUUCCUUAUCCACAAGUGAAUGUAGCAGGAGGUUUGCAAAAUGCCCAGGCAAAUAGAGCAGGUGGAUCACACAAUCCACCUCCACCAGUGGCAGCACCAAUCAUUCCUGAUGGACUGGCUAGGAGGCCACUCACAAGGCAGCGAUAUCGUCUUCAGCAGGAAGAGGAGGGGGAGGAAGAGCAGGAAGUGGCUCCCAUACCAGAAGCUGCACAUGCUGAAGUCAAGAGGGGAGGAAGAGAGGCAGUAGCAAAUGAAAAUGGCCAGGCGUACCAGCUCUAUAGGGAACUAGAGCAGGAACGUGAAGGUCGUUUGUGCAUAGUGUGCCAAGAUCAACCAAAAUGUGUGAUUCUGCUUCCUUGCCGUCACCUGUGUCUGUGCGAUGCUUGCCGUUCAGCUAUUAUCACAAGAGACAAUAUCUGCCCUGUAUGUCGUAGACCAAUUAUGCAAACACUUAGGGUUUAUGUCUGACAGUAAAAAUGUAUUUUUAUUUUAUUAUAUAAAUUAGAUAGAAAAGGAAAAUUUUCAAGAUCAAUGAAAGAAGUCGCAGUGUAGUGAAGAUAUUUUUAUUACAAACUUGAGUAUACAUGGCACUGAUUUCUUGAAAGCACUAAUCAGUUGUGCUUCAAAUAGCAAGUACAAGUAAAAUGUACAUUGCUAAAUGUGUUGAACCGAGGUUUUCUAGCCAUUGAUUGUCAAGGGGCUGUACAGGCAUAGUCAAAACUCUUAAUAAUGUGGUCCUAGAUUAGAGGGAGUUUUGAAGCUUCUUUCACAGUGUGACUUAUCUGUGACUGUCCAUAUGUUUAGGGUGCAGCAGUGUUGUUUUUUCUCCUUUUUGGAAGAACAUUUGUUUGUUUGUGAAAGAUGUAUUUUUGUGUAUGAUUUUGUACCUGGUAAUAUGAAAUUAUUUUACUUCUUUUCUUUGGAAAAAUAGAUGUACUUCAUGUAUGUGUUUUAAAUUGUUAUAUUUCACUGCAAAAAUGAUCUUUCUUUUAGUUAAUUAUAUCCAUGGUUCAGUAUUUGAAGUUCUAAAAAAGUGUAUCAGAAUAAUUUUUAAAAGUAUCAGUUACAGAUUAUAGGUACAAGAUAAAUAACUUAUUUUGUUAAUUUUUUGAUGCAGGCUAUAGGAAGUCAAAACCCAGAAAAAUUAUUAUUUAUAGAAUGCAUACUAAGUUUGGCAAGUAUGCACUUUUUUUUUCCAUAUCUGAAUAACAUAACUGAUGACAUCAUAAAUUUGUGCCGCUGGUCUUGUCAAUAACAUCAUUAGUUCUUAACUGCUCUGAAAGUUACAAGAUAAAAUCAUUACGUGAAUUUGUUUUUGCUUGCCAAAGCUGUCUUUCAAAAUUAUGAUAGCAUUUAGAGUAUUCCUUUAUUCUAUUCUAAGUGUUUGUUGCACUGUAUUUUCUAACUAUUUUGUUUUUUCCCUUGCUUUAGAAGAAGAAUUAAGAUUUGUACAUUAUGGUUUUCAUUUUUUUUUUU
Molecule: messenger RNA, 2491 nt
Organism: Penaeus monodon (black tiger shrimp)
Lineage: Eukaryota; Metazoa; Arthropoda; Malacostraca; Decapoda; Penaeidae
Exons: 3
Coding region: 80-1483 (467 amino acids)
Biological process (GO): protein ubiquitination; ubiquitin-dependent protein catabolic process
Molecular function (GO): ubiquitin protein ligase activity
Source: RefSeq, a predicted model, not a curated record